Molecule: messenger RNA, 4911 nt
Organism: Oncorhynchus keta (chum salmon)
Lineage: Eukaryota; Metazoa; Chordata; Actinopteri; Salmoniformes; Salmonidae
Product: inhibitory synaptic factor 1-like
Exons: 3
Coding region: 2735-3730 (331 amino acids)
Biological process (GO): inhibitory postsynaptic potential
Cellular component (GO): postsynaptic density
Source: RefSeq, a predicted model, not a curated record
AGAGGGAAGGUAAUGCAGUCCCUCCUUGAUGAGGUCAUAACAACCCCAACCUGCUUUGUGUGUUAGUGAUGCAACAGCCAGCAAUUUUUGGACACUCGUUCCCUAGUGAAGGGUCGGCUGUCUGUGAGCAGACGAUGAGCCCAUCCUGAGAAAAGAGAGUUAGAGCGAUACAUAGAGGGGAAAGAGAGAGGGGAGAGAGGAUCCAGGCAGAGGAGACUGUAGCUACCUAGCUAGUGCUGUGCCUUUAAAACGCAAGGCCCCUCCUUCCUCCACACAGUCAGAGUGGAGAAGCAAAGCAAGUUGUGCUGGCAGGAGCCUGAGCCUCACGAUAAACCCUGGCAUCAGCCUGCCUUCAUCCGGCAGUCAGCGAGGACACUUCAGGGCGCAGGGGCAGAGAGACGGGACGGAGAGAGAGUGAGACAGACAGAGAGAGAGAGAGAGAGAGAGAGAGAGAGAGAGAGAGAGAGAGAGAGAGAGAGAGAGAGAGAGUGUCGUCAGGAGCAGCCUCCAGAGGGCUCUGACUGAUACAGAUCCUCUCCACAGCUCUGUACGCAGUAGCUCUUUCUGCUGUUUCCUGACGCUGGCAGGGUUGAUGAGGAUGGCGAGUGGCUUCUUCUUUUCCACAGCAUCGUCACUAGAGCAACGGUAGCAUCAGCAUCUACAGCAGCAACAGCUUCAGCCUCAGCAUCAUCAUCAGCAGCAGCAGCCGGAUCUAUACUCUGCUGCUGGUCCCUAUUCUUCAGCCGCCUCCUCUCUCUGGUGUCUAAGAGUGCUGCUGUCAGGGCCGUUCCGCCCACCUCCACCUCUGCCUCCUUCUGUCUACUCCUCCAUCCUGCCUCCUCCUCCAUCCCGCCUCCUCCUCCACAUCUCCAUCCUCCACAUGCUCUCCUUCAUUCCUUCCAUUGAGCCACGGCACUGAAUUAAUUCUUCGCCUUCUGACUGGAGCUGCUUUCUCUAGGAAGACAGUGUCAUGUGUGAUUGGCCAGCUUGCCCUCUGGCAGUAGCAUCAGCCUGGAUUCUGUGUGUGUCUCGUCCCCGUGCCUGUGCCUGGGCUCCGGCUGUCCCUGGGGACGCGCUACUGGGAUUUACCUCUUACUAUAGGAUGGAGAUGGGCUUUCUGCCUUUUUGAAAACUAUUCACCAAAGGAGAAAUGCACAGAUACAAAGACAGAGGAAAUAUAAUGAAUCAAUCAGCAGCACAACCAGGCAGACUGCUGGAUUCCCUUAGCAACAACUCUGGGAGUGAAAGAGAGAAGUGAAUCGUCUCUUCCUAUCUUCUCUGGUGUCUGGUUUCUUGGCACACCCCUGCAGACCAGAGUGGACCAACAGUCGGAUCUGAAAGGGCAGGAUUUGGGACACUGCAUGGGCACGAAGGACACGCAAGUCACCCUAACGCCAGGGGAACGACCCUCCUCUUCCUCCUUCUCUUUCACCUCCUCUGGUUCAUCACCAUGUUGGUUUGUCAUUCUUCCCCUGCACGUUCUAUUCAUUAGUCACAUUUUACUCGCUAAGAUGUCCGUUUAUCCUCAUUCUUGCCACCUGGACUAAGCCCUGCCACUGAACAAAAUAUUGGACAUUCUUCACACACACACACACACACACACACACACACACACACACACACACACACACACACACACACACACACACACACACACACACACACACACACACACACACACACACACACACACACACACACACACACACACACACACACACACACACACACACACACACACACACACACACACACGCAGAGAGACUCUCACCCCUCCUCCUACCUUCCGUACUCCUCUCUUUGACGAGAAAUGAACGACACAUGUCGGGCAUCAUCUGAACAUAAAAUGGAUGGGUGCAGAAGUUGCUUUUGAUGUGGGCUAUUUCUUUAUUCCUUCAAGAUUAGUUUAUUCUCUCGUCACUUCUAAGAGAAAGGGAACACUGCACGGCGGAGGACACAGGAGGAAUAAGGAUUUGUUCUCCUCUCUCCCUAAAAAAGACAAAUGCCAAACUGAGGGAGUAUAUUUAGAAUCCAAAGCUUGUCCCUGCUGCCUAACAAUAAUGUAGACCAAGAUCAUUUAAAAAAAUGAGCAACUGCUGGGAGUUCUAUUUUUCUUUGCUUGGAUAUUCUGAUCUACAGGGGAGGCUGAACAUGAACCCCUUGUUCAGCUUGACAACCUGGGAUGCACUCUUUUACAGUAACCUGGCUGACACCAAGUCACUGCAUCGUACCAGCUAAAUAAGAUUGUAAAGGAAGGUGAGUGGGAGGGGAAAAUAGCAACUCCCUCUGACAGACGAUCUAAAUAAAUAUCCUCCUCAGAGACCGAUGCAAACUUACACACUGACACGUGAGAUGAGUAGGCUCUCUGGAUCAACACUAUUAUAUAAGGUGUUUUCACACACACCAUCUUAGCUCCUGUUCUUUUCAUCAUCCUCCUGUUCCGUGGAUCUAACUUGAGUUUUUCAUGUUUCUUUUGGCUUCAUUUUUGGUACAAUCCAUCCUGGAGUCAUGGAUGGCGGAGGGUAACGCCAGGGGGUUGAGCGCUCAGGCCAGGCAAGGUCUUUUGGCUGUCCAGGGGCUUUUAAGAUGUUGAGGUCUCCCUGCGUGGCCGGGGCCCCUGUUCGGAUCAGUAGCACUGAGGCUCCUCGCGGCCAGAGACAUGGACCCCGAAUCGGCUCCCCCCCGCCCCUGCCCUCAGCCCGCCGGCCCCUGGCCCCAAGUCGCCCUGUGAAGGAUGUCCCUCAGCAGAGCUCCGGCCCGGGACACCUCUGAGACCCCCAGCCAGACCCCCAGAGAACGCAUCCGCAGCCACAUGAAGAUGGUGAUCAACCAGCUGGACGGCAUUCUCAAAGAGCUCAAGGAUGUGGCCAAGGAACUCCGGGAGGUGGUGGGUCAGAUCGACAAGCUGACGUCAGACUUUGACUUUGACCUGGAGCCUGAUGACUGGACAGUGGCCACAGCGAGCAGCACGUCCAGCAGCGAGAGAGGCCUGGGAGAGGCCUUCAGGCUGGACUUCCUCAACCCCGAUGUGCUCUCAGACAGCUGGGAGUUCUGCAGCUAUCUGGAGGCCUCCGUCGCUGCAGCAAACGCCGCCCACAAAGCAGGGCCAACGGUGCAGCCCAAAGAUGCAGGGCUGGAGCCGGGUGCGGGGCGUGGGUGCAUCCCCACCCAGACCCAGACCCCGCCACCCACAACCGCCUCAGCCUACUCCCAAAUGAAUGGGGGGCUGCCCAUCCCUAACGGACCUCUCAUAGUCACCCCAGACUCAUCCAGCGCCAGCGAAGAGGCUUCCAGCUCCACACACAGCCACAAGACCUCCCGCACGUCCGGCACCAGAGAGAGAGUCCGCUUCAGUGACAAGAUCCUAUACCAUGCGUUGUGCUGUGAUGAUGACGAGGAGGAUGAAGAGGAGGGAGAUGAGGAGAAGGGCGGCUGUGCGACCCCAGACACUGACGACAGUGAGCCCAGUCCUAGUCAAGCCGGCUCGUCCACACCACCGCUCUCCUCCUCAGAGCACUCCGUCCUCCAUAACUGUCUGGACCCUUCUUAUGUCUCGUUCCCAGUGAACGUGGCAGCGGGGACUCAUACGCUGCCCAGAAAGGGUCUCCUCAAUCCCGCGAGCUGCCGGAAAAAACUGCUACGGAACAGCAGCACACAGACUGUUUCAGAUAAAAGCACCCAAACUGUACUGCCCUAUAUUCCAGCCAAACAGAAAACAAAGGACCACUGAGAAACAGUAACUUUACAACGACAGAACUAAUGAAAAAGGACUGUGUACUAUUUAAUAUUAAAUGCAUAGAUCAUAGAUUAAUACACAACUAAAUAAAUCCAUAUUAAUUACUAAAUAAAUACAUCAUAUGGGAAAUGACUCACCUACCUAAAGUCAUUCUGAGGCUCAGGGAAACAAAGGAUAAAGGCAGUUCCUUAAGGCAGUAACAGAGAGAAAAGUGUUAUUGACGGACCAAAAGGCUAGUGCCUGCUAAUGUUAAGAAAUGGACCGGAUGGAUUCCUUAUUUAUAAUCAUUUGCAACACUUAUUGAGAUGACUCAAGCAAUCACUUUUCUAGGAAGUUGAAAUUGUUCUGAAAUCGGAAAGUAAGUGUGAAGAGGUCAUUUCCCUCCUCGUACACCAGUAUAAAUCACAAGAAAAUAUAUUGCUUGUUCUUUAAGAUGUGGUUAAAAAACACUGCACAUUCUGUACACUGAGAAUCUGUAUAAACAUUGUCUUUUUCAUCUUCCAAUUAUUUCAAAUGUCAAGGGGGUUCCUGGUGUAACAACAGGGAGUGUAUCUAGAUGCACAAGUCAAGCCUUCUUCUCUCUUUGAUGUCAUCAUAAGUAAGUCAAGGCCCAGAAAAACAUGGUUUGACCUGCCCUCGAUUUUAUUAAUCAUUUCAAUAAUUUAUCUCUUGGUCUGCUGCUGAAACUGUAGUUGUGGAAAGCAAGAAGAAAAACAGGUAUUUUUGUGAGAUUCUGUGCUCCAACUCCACAUUGUGACAUUUCCACUUGAUCUAUCCAUUCCUCUCUGCAAGGGAGCAAGGCUGCUAGGGGGGAGGACUUGAAUAGAAGUGCACAAAGCCAAGAUGCAAAAGGUUAUGUCUCUCCAUUCUGAAUCCCAGUAGGGAUUUGGACUCAAUAGAGCAGCAUUUUAUUCACAGGGACUAUGCCAAAAGCAGUGUUGAUCAAUAAGGCUGAUUGAGAGAGUGCUGUGAGAGGUCUCUCGGCUGAACAGGCAGACCCUGCUCCUGGGGGCCCACAACAAAAACUCACAGUUAGACCUCCAUCUAUUUCCUCUGCUAUUAGUGGCAGACAUGGACAGACGCAGUCUUCAAGAAAGAGGUUGGCAUUUAAGAAAUGUGUGCCAGGAUGUGAAAGAGUGGGUGGCAGACAGAGAGAAAGAGAGUGAUGGAGAGAG